Coccinella septempunctata (seven-spotted ladybird) is the source of this 1305-nucleotide messenger RNA. RefSeq names its product tRNA (guanine-N(7)-)-methyltransferase non-catalytic subunit wuho (gene wuho). The record is from RefSeq and is a predicted model, not a curated record. Gene Ontology annotation, molecular function: protein binding; tRNA (guanine(46)-N7)-methyltransferase activity. Gene Ontology annotation, cellular component: cytosol; nucleus; tRNA methyltransferase complex. Gene Ontology annotation, biological process: RNA (guanine-N7)-methylation. The transcript has a single exon. The coding region runs from base 196 to 1296 and encodes 366 amino acids. Lineage: Eukaryota; Metazoa; Arthropoda; Insecta; Coleoptera; Coccinellidae.
UUUAACCUCUUUAAUUUAACCUCGAAAGUCGAACGUCUUGAACUUUCGUGCUAAUGAAAUGUUUAUAUUUAAUAAUGUAUCAUUAGAUUGAUGAAUCUUUACCAAACUUGCUUUUUUGAUCUUUGAUGAGAUCUACUGAAAGACAACAUUACGAAAGAUAAUUGAUUCUCUGGAAUAAUAGAUGAAAGGUGGAUAAUGGUCAGUCUAAAGAAGUGCCGUGACAACAUAUUGUUCAAUUCUGGAAAAAAACUUAUUAUUUUCAACGGGGACAAUAUCAAAACAGUGAAUUUACCAGAACCCGCACACAAUUUGGAUAAACGAGGAGAAAAAAAUGUCAAAGAUAUUAAUGAUUUCAACAUAUCGUGUUUUUCUGUUUCAAGAGACCAUAAAUUUAUUGCUAUAUCCUUUGAGAAUAAAGAGGUAAUGAUAAUGAAUGAAUAUUUUGAGCUCUUAAGAAAAUUUGUGGUAGCUAGGACAACCAGUGCUAUGAGCUUUACCUCUUCAAAUUCAUUAAUAGUGGCCGAUAAAACUGGUGAUGUUUUCUUGUACGAUUUAAAAGAGGAUGCAAUGACGCCAGUACUUAUGCUUGGACAUUUGAGUGUUGUUUUGGAUGUAGCUUUGACAGAUUGUGAAAAAUAUGUUAUAACUUGUGAUAGGGAUGAAAAAAUCAGAGUCUCCAAGUUUCCUAAUUCAUACAAUAUUCAAAGUUUUUGUCUUGGACAUGAAAAAUUUGUAUUGUCUGUAAAGGUUCUGCAAAAUAAAUUAAUUUCAGCAUCAGGAGAUGGCAUGGUGAGGUUUUGGAAUUAUUUAGAUGGUAAACAACUUGCUGUUUUGAAUACUAAUGAUUAUAUCAAUGACCACAUCAUUAACCAGUUCAAAGAUGAAAUGAAUUCACAAGAUGUAGAAGUAUUUGCCUUACCUAUAACUGAUAUGCAAUGUUUUUCUACAGAAAAUUACAUUUAUAUAGGUAUAUCUUUAUUUGGGUACCAGAAGCUAUUAUUGUUUUCUUUGAAUCCUGUAAGUUUGAAGGUGAAUUUCUGUAAACAUGUUUAUAUUGGAGAGUCAUUCUCUUUCUAUUUAGAUGAUAAUUUAUUGUUUUUGACAAAAACUAACAUAUUGUGUCUGAAGUUGGAGAAUGAUAAUUAUAAAGGAGAAGUUCAAAAUCUUAUAGAUAUUGAUGAUGUACAUGACUUGCAUCUGAAAAGUGCAUUUGAUAUAGGUCUCUUUUAUAAAAAGAAAUUCGAUAAUGUUGAGGAAUAUAUUGAAAGAAAAAAAGCUCGUUUGAAAUUAAAAUGAUAGACAGAA